CGGGGUAAUUGUACUUCCAGUGCCAGCAAGUGAAGACGAGACGGACUCAAGACCACCCAAAACGGCCGUGCCACGUGCGCCCAAAUGGAUUGGAAUGCCUGACGGCGCCGCGGCCUUCCGGGCUCGGCGCUUCGACGAGGCUGAAGCCAUCUACUCCGAGGCAUUGCAAAGCUCGAGCAGUGCCGAGGGCCGAGCACAAGCGCUUUGUAGCCGUGCGCAGUGUCGUCUCAAGCUCAAGAACUUCAAGGGCGCUCGGGAGGACGCCGCCCUGGCACGUGCAUUGCAGCCGGAGAACCCCAAAACCUGGUACCGACUGGGCUGCGCUUUGGCGUGCGGAGUUCCCCGCUUCAAUGAAGCUCUGGAGGCCUUCGAAGAGGCCAAGCGGCGAGCGCCCGAGAACACGGAGGUGGAAAGGGCUUUGCAGACGCUGUUAAAGAGGAAGAGCGAGGCAGAAGGUCGUUAUGACUGGCUGGAGGUCUACGAGAAAUACUUUGAGACGGGGCCCUUGGCUGUGGCGGCGAACGAGAGGCGGAGGCGAAGUGAGACGGGUGAGACGGAGACUCUCCCCGAGGCUGUGAUCGCCCCUUUGGCGGUGGAGCCCUUCGUUGGUCCGGUGCGGCUGGGCCAUAGCGAGGAGCGAGGUCGCGGUCUUUAUGUUACUGAAGAUGUGCCCAAGGGGAGGCUCUUGCUUUGCGCCAAAGCACUGGUCACUGGGCUCAACCAGGAGCUUCCGGCGCUGCUCCAGGCAGCCGCGGGCCGUGGCUGGCUGGGCGUGGUUCGUAGCCUGUCCCGUGGCAGCCGUGAGAGUGAAGACGAGAUGCCAGAGAUCUCGCUGGCAGAGCUCGCUGGCUGUGAGCUGGAGGCCGAGGAGUUGGAGGAGGUCCUCUCGAUUGAGGAGGCGAAGGAGAUCUUGUGUCACAACCAGUUCAGUCUUCCCCUGGUGAAUCCCAACGCGGCGCCCGUCGAAGUGGGCAACGAUUUGGAGAGAUCCGGACUUUGGCUGCUGCCGGUCUUCGUGAACCACUCCUGCUUGCCGAAUGUGCAGCGAAGCAUCGUUUUGGACUGCCUCUUCUUGCGUGCUGGUCGAGACCUCAAGUCCGGGGAAGAGAUCUUCGAUAGUUACGUGGAGACUUUGCAGCCAUUCUGGCAACGUCGAGCCGCGUUGGAGACCUAUGGCUUCCACUGCUGCUGUGAGCGUUGCGUCCUUGAGGAGGCCGUUUGUGGUGAGCACCGAGUAGAGAUUGAAGAGCUCUUGAAGGAGGCCUCUGACGCGAUCCAAGAGGGUCAAGGGGAGGACCUAGCCCAGCGCACUGAGGCUGUUGCCACCAAAGCCGAUAAUUUGAUGGACCAGUUCUUAGCAGAGACGCUACACAAAGGUGUCCUGAGCACAGAAGGCUGUACCGGUCGCCCUGUUUACGAGUUACCGACGCCGCCGCUCUCCGCUCAGCGAAUGGCUUUGCUGCGCGGUGGUUUCGAGCGGCUGGAGAGCGCUGAGAGCCAGAGCUUCCAACGGCAGAACGCCCUCCAGGCCUUGUUGCUGGCCGGUCUGGCCAAUGUGCUUCGGGGCCAUGCCUUGAGCCUGCGAGGCUUGAACCGCUACGUGGAAGCUGCGAGCGCGUGGCAACGAAUUUUAGACACCUUGGACCAGGUGCUUCCGGCCUCGGAGCUCUCAGCCUCGGUCGCCAACGACAUGCUCAGCAAUAAGCUUUUGGCCUUUCACCUUGACUACCAGCGGGCAGCCAACAAGGAGAUGCGGAGUGCUUUGCUGCGAAGCCAUUGGGCCUAUGGCGGAGGGGCUGCUGUGUGGCGUUGGUUCAGUCAAAAGCUCUUCGCACCAACUGUCUUGGAAGGUGGUUCUCAAGUGUGGAAAGAGAUGCAGAGCGAAGACAACAAUUUGGCACCGGGUGCGCCUGACAUCGGAUACAAGGUUGUCGCCCUUCCAGAAGCACCCAGAAAGGAGACGGGUCGUGGCUUUGAGGAUCUUCUCAAGCGAGCACAGAGGGAGAAGCGUGACAAGGUCCCUGAGAAGCCAGACAAGCCUGAGAGAGUACCCCCAAAGAUGUCUGGGGUCGAUGGAAGCGAGAAGUCCGAGAAGUCCACUGUGGAAGAUCUGCCGACGGGGAGCCCUUCAAAGAGCCCAGGUGCAGGUGCUUCAAGUGCCGAAAACGGCGCAGCCAGCUGCCGAAUGUCGACGGCUUUGGAGGAGGAUACCCUCUUUGUCAUCGCAGUCGUCUCUUUGCCGGGCCUGAAGAGCGCUAGCGAGGCUGCGUUGGAGGUGUCGGAGGAAGAGCUGCGAGUGGAGAGCUUCAGGCCAGAGCUGCCGCAUCGCGUGACGGGGCGCUUCCCAGUGGCGGUGGAGCCUGAGAGUAGUGUGGCCAAGUGGUCAAGAAGGCAAGCACAGCUCACCAUCCGCUUGAGGGCGAAAAAGAUGAAGGACAUGAAGAGGCUGUUCAAGGGACAGGAAGAUGUCCAAAGUCUUCCAACAAGGGCUGUUGUCCUCUGUUGGAAGGAUUCUUUAACGCGGUGCAACGUACCAUCUUCUCACGCAUGUUUGUGGGAGGGUGCCUUUCUUUGGGCCUUGGUCCUGGAGCUUGUUGGCUCAAAGCUCCACCUGGAGAGCGAGGCCUCGAGCUUUGGCCUCUCCCAGUGGAGAUGUGGCACAUUUUGAAUGUCCUGGACUAUGUGGGAUUGGGCAUCUUCAUCAUGCUUCUGGCCCUGAUGGCCAUCCCACCCACGACUGCCAAGGUGGCUCCACGAAUACGAGCUGCCACGAUGGGGAUGGUCAUGCCAACCGUCUACGCCUUUGGCCGGUGGCAAUGGUUUGUGAACACCACCUCGUCACUUCUGAAGGAGACCCCAUCCUGUGAAGACAAGGUGGAAUACUACAGAAAUCUCAGGAAUACGUAUCUCACGUUCUUGCUGAUGUUCAGCUCUUUGAUGGUGAUUUGGGUGGCGCAUCUGAAGUCAGAGCACGUCAGGCAAGAGUGAUGGAUCCAUGAGGCGCUUGGCACGUGGCUCCUGGGCGCGGAAGGCACGUGUAACUGCAGAUAGCUAAGAUCUCGUUAACGUGUUGCUAUUUGUUGCAGAUGUUUAGUAUGUGACCUACCAUUUUACCAUCCGGGGUGGGCUGUUAGCUAUGGGUGUGUUAUUUGUUUGGUGUGUACUUCUUGAUGCAGUGGUUGGAAGUUUGACAUGAGCGAAUCAUAAUUACCUCGAUCCCCCCGAAUCGUACCCCUCAAAAAAUAGGUGCAAGAACAAGGUUUUAAGGUGCUUAAUUGUGGCUUGUCUUUGUGCUUUGUAGAUGUCCAUGAACCAAGAACGCAUGACGUUAGCAAGCUUGUGAUCCACAGAACAAAGCUAGGUAACCUCUUUUUGAAGAAUUCUAUGGCCACACCAAAUCCUACCCGAUUCAUGCCCCGAAUCGUGCACCGUGGCGGUUCCGGCGUAUCUACCUGGGCCGAUGAACAUCGAUGGAAAGCAAGGCUUGAAACUGUAGACACAGGGACCAACAACACCACACAGGUGGAGGAGAAAAUAGGGAGGGCAUAGCCCGACUUGUUCUGACCGUGGCACAGAGGUCGUCAGGCUCAAACCUCAAAGCAUUGAUCUGGUGACCAGGACGGCCUACACUCCGAAUCACUAACAUGGAAGCGGAAAACCCCUGGUUUAUAAAGGAAAGUAGUCUCCACUUCCAUGUUAGUGAGUCAGAGUGUACAGUAUAUCUGUUGAAUUCCUGAGAAGCCCCGCUGAAAAAUCAAGAACAGCACCAGCCCCUUGUGUUUCACUUCAGUAUCCACGCCUUCAAGCCCCCUUUUCAAAGCUCCGACAUGGGAAUCAAGGGGCCCCUUUACAUGGAAUGAGGGCCAUCGCGACGAACAGGAACGAACAUGAACGAACCACUAGAGAGACACCAAUGUGACACAUGAGCGAACGAAACGCACCGGCGGGACGCUCGGCGCUUGACCUCGCUUCGCUCUCAGGAGCCCCAAAGACACCGAAAGUGCGCGGCUGCCGGCGGGA
Molecule: messenger RNA, 4020 nt
Organism: Durusdinium trenchii
Lineage: Eukaryota; Dinophyceae; Suessiales; Symbiodiniaceae
Source: the annotation of a GenBank genome assembly